This is a messenger RNA of Mobula hypostoma (lesser devil ray), 7132 nucleotides long. Its product is annotated as phospholipid phosphatase-related protein type 3-like. Gene Ontology annotation, cellular component: plasma membrane. The transcript has 8 exons. NCBI's taxonomy places the organism in Eukaryota, Metazoa, Chordata, Chondrichthyes, Myliobatiformes, Myliobatidae. The record is from RefSeq and is a predicted model, not a curated record. Bases 593 to 2710 code for a protein of 705 amino acids. Gene Ontology annotation, molecular function: phosphatidate phosphatase activity. Gene Ontology annotation, biological process: phospholipid metabolic process; signal transduction; phospholipid dephosphorylation.
GGAGUGAGCCACGAGGUGCCGAGGCUGCCAGAGAGGGCUGGUGUUGGUCGAGGUGACCGGGCGCUCGGCGCUGGGAUGUGGGACACGCACGGAGAGUGCGGUCGGUGGCUGUGGCUGGCAGGGGGGUCCCACGUGUUGACAGCCCGCUCGGAUCCUCCAGUCACCUCCUGUUGGGUGUGAUGGAAGCCGCAGUCUCCUCUUUGUUCUCCCCAGCCCGGAGAUCUCUCCAUGGUAACGAGGCCACGGGGCAGCGAGCACCCUCCAGCUUUGUGUGCACGCCGAGCAAGGGACAUUGGUGUUAAGUGGCGAGGAGGCGACAGCAGCUUCCCCCGCUCCCAGGUGUGGCGGGCUGGUUUGGAGAUGCCUUGGUUUUCCCGCAGCAGCUCCGCCUCAGUUUCCGGCCAGGCACAGGGCUGAGCACACCCCCUUUUUUUCCUGCUGGAUUUUCCUCCCAACAUCUGUCUGCAGAGCAGAGGGCAGUAGACACACUGCAGGGAAGCAACAACCUUUCCAAUCUCCGCGCACCUCCUCGUCCAACAAAAGUAGAUUAUGUGACUUCUCCCUGGUCCAGAGGGAGUGAUAAGUCAUCAGUAUGAUCUCUGCAAAGGAAAGGCAGAAGAGGAAACUUUCCAAGGACAGCAUGACUUUGCUUCCCUGUUUCUACUUUGUCGAGCUUCCCAUUGUGGCUUCAUCAAUCGUUACCCUUUAUUUUCUGGAACUGACUGACAUCUUCAGACCAGCUAAGGUGGGCUUCCAGUGCUAUGACCGAGCCCUGAGCAUGCCGUAUGUGGAACCCAGUGAGGAACUCAUACCAUUACUGAUGCUCCUCAGCCUGGCAUUUGCUGGUCCAGCAGCCUCUAUUAUGAUUGGUGAAGGGAUUGUCUACUGCUGCCAGUCAAAACUGAAGAAUAAGGAGUGCUCCGAAGGCAGCAUUAACGCCGGUGGCUGUAACUUCAACUCCUUCCUCCGACGCACCGUAAGGUUUGUUGGUGUACACGUUUUCGGACUCUGUGCCACAGCUCUUGUGACCGACAUCAUUCAGCUGGCGACUGGGUACCAUGCCCCUUUCUUCCUCACCGUCUGCAAGCCAAACUACACCCUGCACGGCAUCUCCUGUGACAACAACCCUUACAUUACCAAGGAUAUCUGCUCCGGCUCUGACCGUCAUGCUAUUGUGUCAGCGAGGAAGAGCUUUCCUUCCCAACACGCCACAAUCUCUGCCUUUGCAGCGGUGUACAUCUCGAUGUACUUUAACUCCACGAUAUCUGACUGCACCAAGCUACUGAAGCCAGUUCUGGUAUUCGCCUUUGCAAUUGGUGCAGGAAUCUGUGGCCUGACUCAGAUCACUCAGUACAGAAGCCACCCACUGGAUGUGUAUGUGGGCUUUAUCAUUGGGGCCGGGAUUGCUGCAUACCUGGGGUUUCAUGCAGUCGGGAACUUCAAGGCAUCAGAGGAUACGUCUCCCAGCAGACCAUCCCCUAAGAGUGGGCUCAGACCCCUGACACACCUCCACCAUGACUCAGUCUACCAGCAGAGCAAAUCCCUCAGCACAGAUGAGCUCAACCCACAGCCCCGGCUCGACGGAUUGCAACAGCAGUUGGCCCAAAGGGAGAAGAAUUCCCUGAACAGCUUGAAACGGGCGAGUGUUGAUGUGGAGCUGCUAGCACCACGCAGCCCGAUGGGCAAGGAGAACAUGGUGACCUUCAGCAACACCCUACCCCGUGUCAACACCCCAAACCUGGACGAAGCUGCCCGCCGUCACAUGACCAUCCACGUCUCAAUGGAUGCCUCUCGGUCCAAGCAGCUGAUCUCCCAGUGGAAGCAGAAGUCAGUCGAUGCCAUGUCACUGGAUCAUGACCCCGCUAUCAGCCAGUCACAGCCUCAGAUGAGGACGGCUCUGGAGCUGAGGGGUGUGGGCUUUGACCAAGAUGAGCCCGCCCCCUCGUCGCUCUAUCCCAUGGUGCAGGCUAGAAACUCGGAGAGAGGUGGCGGUGCCCGUGUCCUCAUCCAAUCGCGGCCUGGGACCUCCCAGCUGGUCCAUAUCCCCGAGGAGACCCAAGGGAAUACCAGCACCUCCCCCAAGAGUAACUCGGCACGGGCCAAGUGGAUGCUCAUGGCGGAGAAGGGAGGUGUGCCACGACCUAACAACCAGCCCCGCAUCAUGCAGGUGAUCGCCAUGUCGAAGCAACAGGGCAUGAUCACCGUCACGCCGAAACACUCUGAGGGCUCCAGUAGCUCCGAGUCCUCCCACUAUAAGUCUCCCUCAGACCGUGACUCUUCCAGCAUCGUCACAGUGGAUGCCCACGGUUCCCACCCUGUCGUGCAUGUUUCCUCUGGGAAUGGCGUGGGACCCUGGGAGUGGAAGUCCCCGCAGGGCAGCAUAGAUGUCCAUGAGGCUUAUGAACUCAAUGACCUAAACCGGGACUACAGGAGCUAUAGGUCGGCCAAAACUAAUGGCAACUCUCCGGGUUCUUCUGCCAGUGACCUCGAACAAGAGGAUACACACUUCUGCAGCGUUGCCACCAUUAACGUCACUGGAGCUGAGAGGAGUGAAACUAAUUCGGACACACUGACCAUUGGCUCUAGCCGGGACUCAACCCUCAGGAGAAAGCCCAACACGGUGUAUCUGGGGGAACGGGAGUGCAGCACUGAUGGUGACCAAGAAGCUUACUUGAAGAAACUUCAUGCCAGCAGGAGAUUCAAAGACUAGAUGGAGUGCCAGCUCUUGUUCUGAAGCCACUCACUGCCAUAUCAAACUGUUCCGAAUUGGUUAUCCAUGCAGUGCGUUUGUUCCCACUUUGAAUCUAACAGGAACAGUUGCCUAAGAUUUUCUGCUAUCAGAACCCUCCAGAGGUUAACUCAUAACUUACUUCAAAGCUGAUUCCUUUGCAUUUUGAAACUUCCCCUUUGAACAAAGGACAUCCUGAAAACUGGAGACCAACAUUAAAUAACCCAGUCUCUGGAGAUAUUGGCUAGACAUUAUUUAGAAAGAAUUGUAUUUAAUAGCACCUUUCAUGACUCAAGAACUGGCCCACAACUAAUUACUGACUUAAGAGGCCUUGAUACUGUUGAUUGUUUAAACUCGCAUGAUACUUGUUUUCUUAUCAGAGUUUAAGGCUUUUGGAUUUUUUUUGCCCAGCAUUUAAGUUGUGGAUUUAAAUUAGUAAUGGCUGAGGAAAUAAGAGAUGAAAUUUGUAAUCUGUAGGUGAUGCUGAUGGUGUACUUUGUUUUAUCGUAGCUUACUGAUAUAUUGGUCAGCAUUCUGUGCCAAGCACAGGACUUUGCAGAAUGCAUGUGGAGGUGAAGAUCUAGUACAUCUGUGCCAAACCAUCGCCAGCCCUUUACAACAAAAGAUUUGGUGUAAACUUGCUGAUGUUUCCAAUGCAUAAGCACUUUAGUGCUGAAGUCUUUUGAUUGACGAUGUCACUGAUAGUAAGUUUGCAAGCAAAAUGGUAUUCACCUUCCUUGCUCCACAAAACAUCAACCUGGAACUCCAGAACGACUAAAGUAAAACCCUGCAGAUGCUGAAAGUAUUGACUAAAACUAGCAUGGGAUAGAUCCCAGCAAGUCAGGUUGCAUUCACAGAGAAAAGCAGAAUGAAGUGUUUUGGUUAUUGCAAAUUUUGGAAAAAGAUAAUCUAUUGUAAUAAUUCAUUCAUCCCUGAAGUUGCCCAACUCAGAGCAUGUCCAGCUAUUUUCUGUUUAUGUUAGAAUAAUUAUGAAUGAAUCUAAAUGUGAUCACUAUAAUAUAGAUGAAGAUGAAACCUCUAAGACAGUUCUACUGGAAAACAGAUUAUUAGAUUUUAAUGUAGGACAGGUAUUGUCCAGUUUGAAAUGAAAGCAAUAUAUUGUAAUGCAAUACAUUAACUAUUGAAGUCUACGUGAAUACCCACACCCUCUGGGAUGUGGAUGACCACUGCUGCUGUCUGUGGUGUUAAUCUCAUUUGUACAUUAUAAAUUAACUUUGCUCCUGCUAUUUUAGCAGUCCCGGAUGGAAAAAUUCACUCCAAGGCCAUCACUGUGAUGUCCUCACAUGUGUGAUUCAGUCGAACAAGUUUUCAGCCACUUGCUAAUCUGUCCAGUCCACUGAAUGUGCACGUCACACUGCCCAGUUUACCCUGGUGUCAGCUCAUCACUCCCCCCACCCUCCCACACACACGCGCACACAAACACACUGAAACUAGGGAGUCCAUACAGCCCCUCAAGCUAAAUGUAUCCUCCUUUUGCUGAAGGUUGAAUGGGGUGGAAAAUGAGGAUUCAGUCAGGAGGAAAUCAGAUCAAGCGAGCAAGUCAGCUGUUUUCACCUUCAGGUCUGCAGUGGCUGCUUUGCACUUUCAAAUUAACCAUUUGGAGAUUAAAUAACUUCCUGAUGAUAGGGAGUUUUUCAGGAUUUGAAACCUGCUGAGAACCAUUUUUAUGAAUGUCACUGGCUUAUUCCGAAAGCUGCGAAGAAUGUUUGCUCAGUAUUUACUCUGGAGCUAGUAGCCUGCUGUUUUCAGCAGGAUGACCGGUCAGUUUUAUUUUUCAUCAUUAAUUGGUAGAGCCAGCUUACCUGAAGCAGAGAGCUGAUUCUCGGACCUCUAGUAGAGCUAUGCAGCCACUACAUCAUGGGAGGGAUGGAUGUGCAGACAAGGAAGGGGAAGGAGGUUGAGUUUGAGUGACAGACAAGGACAACUGAAAGAGUAGUAAGAUUAUUGGCCAAAAUAAGAUACUUGGAUAGACAAAGGAGUGAGGGGUCAGUGGCAUAUUUAGUGGGUGCCGAUGGUCCCGCACUGGCAUAAAAGAAUGACAACAAAAGGUUACAUCUAACUCGGUGAUGUUGGGAAGCUGAGAUAGUAGAUGAACAGCUGAACACAGGCACACUCCUGGAAACCCUGCGUUUAAUUACUUGCUUGUGUAAAUAAAUGUUUACUGACAUAUUGGAGGCUGGCUCCAAAAAGCUCUUCUGUCCGUGCUUGUCUGAAUGAUUACUGUUCAUAGAGUAACUUUGUUAUUAACUGUGAGGAAUAAUGCACUUGGUUUUGUGAAGCUAACUGUUGUGCUAUGCUGGUGAUUUUAAUGGUAGCUCCUGCUGUUCUGAAGUAUUUUGUACCUGGAAGGUGUCACUUGAACAGAAACAAACUUUAAAAUUACUUGUGAAUUCAAUAAAUGUCAUUUUAAGAAAAGAGCUGAGUGGAUUCAAUAAGAUUCUGUUUCUGAGUGGCUCAUUUCUAAUAGCAUUCCCAAUUUUUAUGUGCCGCCUUUAACGAUGACUGGAUUUUUUCCAUAACUGUAUUUGCCUAAUUAAGUUCCCUAACACAUUCCAUUUGACGAAGUUCAAAGUAAAAUUUAUUUCGAAAUAAAAUUUGUUACCACAGCACUGAUUCUUGAGGCUUUGGCGAAAACUUGUCCCACUAAGAAAAGUGCUAAUUCCAUUGAAAAUGAAUAACAUUUUCUUAUUUAAAAUAAUCAGGGUUGAUCAUCUGGAGGUCUUUUGCACAAAUGCAACAUUUUUUCAAAUGUUUGUUCUUAAUUUUAUAAAUUAUAUGAUUACAUGAUAUCCCAGUACCUGUCACAACCAUGACGUGUCAACACUGUCUCUUUUGUAUAUAAAGAAUCAUUUUAAAUGCUGACAUAAAUUUAUGCAUUUUAAGUAGAGGCCAGAGGCAGCUAGCAUCAGAGGCAAAACAAGAUGGCUCCUGUAUACAACUCAUGCAUGUCAUGUAAAAAAGUGUGUUUUUGUCAACACCAUCAGGUUUUCUGUCUGACGGUGGUGACACGUGGUUUGACGGUGUUGACAAAAAAUCCAAAUUCUCCUCAAUAGAGGCUUGAAUAUAAUUUAUGAUCACAGUAAAUAGUAAUAUGGCUUGUAAUGUUUCAUUAACCUCUUUAUUUAUAAUAUACAUAAUUUCCCCUUUAUUUCUUCCACAUACAGGCCUACAAUAUUUCCUUACUAUAUGUAUCCCCAGUGACUAAAACCAUAAAUGAAUUUAGUUGCACCAUUUCAUAAUCAUUUUAUAAAAUUUCACCAAAUUAAACAUAAUUAAAUUCAUGGUAAUUUUGCACAAUUUCAUAGUAAUUCCAUUAAAUUCUGACCUUCCUUUUAUGCAUUAUGGCUAGGCAGCAGCUAUCAGUGGAGGAGCGAAGGGGAAGAAACAGGGAAUACCAAAAAAAGCAGAGAGAGAAAAUAUAUAGUGAGCCAGAGUUAAAGGAGGAAUACCUGAGGAAGGAAAAGCAAAGAUGGAAGAAGAGAGCAGAGGAUGGGAAGAUAAAAACUAUCAGUGAUUUGAAUAAAAGAAAAAAGAGGAGUAAGAGAAAGGCGUGGAAACGUAGACAGGAAGAGUCAAGAGAGCGUACGGGAAAGUGCCCAGAACGCCCAGAAACUGCCCCAGAUAGUCCAUUGGAUCAGACUGUACAGGAGCCAGCUCGCAGUGGGCAGUCUAUAGCAGGGGAAAGGGAAAGAAAGAAAACAAGAGCAAGAUACUUGCGAGAGAUGAAAGCUUUGAAAAGUAAACUUCAAGAGAUAAUAAAACAUAGGAACAAACUGAAAAAGCGUUGGCGACAAGAGCAAACUAGAAAUACGACAGAUAUAUCUGCUGGUGUCAUUAAUUGUGGAGAUUGGCUUGCAGUCAUUUAUGACCAAAACUGGUGGUUAGCAAAGGCUGUCACCGUGGAUGCGCAUCAUCAAGAUGUUUGAGUGGAGUUUUUCCACCCUCAUGGGCCCAACAUGCGCUUCCAUCCAAAACCAGGUGGAAAGGUAUAUACUUCAUACCAGUUGAAGAUAUUCUGGUCAAACUGAUGGAGCCAUCAUCACCGGAUCGUGCAAGCAGAACGAGGGAGAUCUGCCACCUGUCUGCUGAAGUCAUGGACUUCAUGAAGGAGGAGCAUAUUAAUUGUCUACUUCCUGAUAAAGCUGACUGAACGUUUUCGAAGAUUUUCAAGCCCAGAAAUGGAUGGGAUUUUGCUUUAAUUCCUGGUGUGUUUUCUGAUGUUUAUGCUUAAACAUUGCAGUUGUACUGUAGUUUUUAUUUUGCUGUUUACUGUUGUUAAUAUUUACAGAAGGAUAAAAUGUACAUGACAAAUUGUUAGUUGUUGUACCAAAUUGUUAAAUAAAGUUGUUAAGCAAGGAAGCAUUGACUUUAGUGGUGAAAAGG